Messenger RNA from Cetraspora pellucida, 403 nucleotides. Lineage: Eukaryota; Fungi; Glomeromycota; Glomeromycetes; Diversisporales; Gigasporaceae. The record is from the annotation of a GenBank genome assembly.
AUUACUUGAAGAAAUGAUUGAGAUCUUAAAACCUUUUGAGAAAAUAACAAGGCACAUUUGUAGUACAAAAUACUUUAUGAUGAAUCUUUUAUAUCCUUAUAUUCAAAUGUUAAAGAAUAAAUAUGCUUCAAUAGCUAAAAAGAGUGAAUCAAGAUCUAUUCCAAAAACUCUUUCUGCCCUUAUACCCAAGAAAAGAAACUUAUUUUUGUCAAACAUGAGCAGCUUAAUAUCCAAGAAACCAAAACUUCAUGACACUAGAGCCAAAAAAAAGGACUUUGACUUGUCAUCAGAACAAAAAAAAACUCCUAUUGUAGAAGCAGAAACAGCAAACACACUAUAUUUACCAAAUAGAAACCAAGUAAAAGCAACAACCAAGGCGAUGAAAACUGAGCCAGUAAUAUAG